AUGGCAAGCACUACCCAGAAACCCGAGUCCGAGAUGGCUGAAGCCCAGCAUGGGUUACCAGCCGCACCACCAGACAAUGACGACCUCUUUUCGUUUCAUUCGGACCAGAGUGCCGCCCAAUGGAUGGCACUUAACUUGCCACAACACAACCCGACGCAAGCCCUACACGACACAUUCCAACCGCUCGUUGAAGAGUUUGGGGAAUUGAGUCAAGAUGACCCUCAACGGGCACAGCAUACGACUGAGACCUUGAGACCCUAUUCAGCGCUUUGGGAGAGUUACGCUGCAAAGGGAGCACGCAUAUUACACCUUGAGAAGGAAAAUGAGAUCAUCCGGGCAGCCAACACCCAACUAUGUCAAAAAUUAGAUAUUAUGGAACGUCGGCAAGCUAAUCAGGAAGCAUUGCUAGUCUGCUAUGCAAAGAUAUUUCUUAAAGUGCGCGAGGAAGUUGUGCGCGUUCUCAGUGAAGGGGAGAGUAACCCCAUCCAUCCAACUUUGGGGACGAUUGAGAACCCUAUGGACGAAAUACGCUGA
Messenger RNA from Penicillium brasilianum, 534 nucleotides. Lineage: Eukaryota; Fungi; Ascomycota; Eurotiomycetes; Eurotiales; Aspergillaceae. The record is from the annotation of a GenBank genome assembly.